Molecule: messenger RNA, 4341 nt
Organism: Pectinophora gossypiella (pink bollworm)
Lineage: Eukaryota; Metazoa; Arthropoda; Insecta; Lepidoptera; Gelechiidae
Gene: Nost
Product: nostrin
Exons: 14
Coding region: 285-2267 (660 amino acids)
Cellular component (GO): cytoplasm; plasma membrane
Molecular function (GO): protein binding
Source: RefSeq, a predicted model, not a curated record
CCGCCACCGCGUAUGGACGUAUGCGCGUAACCCCCACCACACACGACAAUUCCUAAGUUUUCCCCGCUAGAAAACCAAGUGAAAUAAAUCUAGUUUAUCACCUGUGGACAACUUACUCGUGGAAUUAAUUCUGCUUAUCUAGCAGUGUAAAAGUAAAGACACGGAUCCGGUCAUUCAGCGGCGCGAGCAGCAAGCGUGGAGCGGGCAGCGCGGACCGCGCGGGUGCGCAGGCGCCGAGCGCGGCUGACGAGACCAGCGGGCAUGCUGCGCCGGAGGACGCCGCCAUGAACCGCGAGAACGUCUCCAACAAGAUCGCUGCCGGCAUGGACCGAUGGCAGAAUACAUUGGAAGACAUGAUAAAUCUCCGGUCCUCCAACAACCAAGUAUUUAAGGACAAUUACUGGGCUCAGAACGGUUUCGAUGAGCUCCGUCGUUAUGUGAAGCAAGGCAGUGAUUUCAGCAAGGAGCUAGCUGCUAUACUUCAAGAAAGGGUAGAAGCAGAGAACUACUACUCGAAAUGUCUAGCGAAACUUGGCACCAAGUUGAGCAAAGCAUGCAAGGAGAGCGUCGGGUCCUGCGCAGAGGCAUGGAAGCAUGUCGCCAUAGAGAUGGAGAAAAGAGCUGAAAUUCAUAGGUCAUAUUCCAGUGCUUUAGCCGAUGAACUUGUGAAGCCAAUGAAACACGUCAUUGACAACCAACUUAAGCUUAGGAAGAAGAUUGAAGGUAACGUGGACAAGACUACGCGGACCCUCACAGAAUGGCGGACGGCGGAAGCCAAGUCCAAGAAACAGUCACACGCGGCAGCACGGGAGAACGAGAAACUACAAGACGCCACCCUCGAGAUUAGGGGUAUAUCUCGUAGUUCGAGUGUAGGACACAUCCCACACGCACAUUCUAUUUUGAGUGCGGCUCGCGCCGAGCGGCUCAACAACGCUACGAGCGAGCGAGACGCCGCCAAGCUCAAGGUCAAGAAGAGGAAGACAGAAGAUGCUGUUAAGAAGACUGAAGUCGAGUAUUACAAUGUCUGCGUGCAAGCUGAACGCGCCAGGUUAGAAUGGGAGUCAAGCGUGGUGAAAGGCGCAGGGAUGUUGGAAUCUCUCGAGGAGGAGAGGUUAGCCCAGCUGAAGACAUGCGCCGACUGUUACCUGCAGCUGACUGCAGCCGUGCCGCCCCAGCUGGCUGAGACGACAAACCUACUAGUGGGCCCGAUAAAGAAUGCAAAUGCGAACAUGGACAUGCGUGUGGUUAGAGGAGUGCGCUCAGUACCCGCGGGCGCCAGUGAACAACUGCUACCAGACUUCUACUGCGAACACACUACCCUCGCCAUGAACAGGGAGCGGCGUAAACAGGCACUACUAAAGAUACUUCAAUUAGUAAAACAAGAUAUCGACAGAGAGCGCAAAUCUAAACAAGGACUCGAGAAACUAUCUAUGGCGAUAAAACAGACGCCGACGUUCGGCACCGACGACUCACAACAAAACGUAGCGGAUAAACUGUAUCAUAUGAGAUCAAUGCUAACUUACUUAGAGGCAGUAAGGUACAAAAUCACAUCAAGUUUGAACGAGUUAGACAGCAGGCCCACACCACAACACCCUCUCGCGAGUCACAUACAAAUAAUUAGAGACAAACAAGGACAACAACACAGCAUACUUAAAGUACCGCCGUGGCUGCAAGCGGAUUACCAAAGCGAAGUAAACAAGAACCUUCAGCCAAACUAUACAGCGCUAACCAAAAGCGUGAACGGUGGAGGGGAGGAGAGAGAAAGACGGGAUUCCAUCAUGAGCAGGGCAUCAAGCAAGCUGCGCAUCGAGCACCUGUCGUUUAGGAGGAACACGGAGCAUAAGAGUGCGCCGGCGACCCCCGUGUGUUCGGAACUGCCGACGCCGCCGAUCAAGACGCCCACUCCUGAGGUACUGCCGCCUCCAGAGAGUCCGCUGGACUGGAGCGAGCGCGGCGCCGGAGACGGACUGUCCAAUCAACAAGACAGCGACUUCGAUGAAUUCUCCUCACAAAGUGAUAGUUCGACAGACCUGACGGAUAUGAUGAAGAAUGAGAAUGGCGAGGUUCCAGCGCCGGCGCAGUCCAUAGGAAAAUGUCGAGCCCUGUACACGUAUGAGGCGCGGCUUAACGACGAGCUCACACUGUCUCCAGGGGACAUAAUCAACAUCCACGAGAAACAAGACGACGGGUGGUGGUCGGGGGACCUCAACGGGUCUUUCGGUAUCUUCCCCUCGUCGUACGUUGAAGAGAUCACCACAUGUAUAUGACGGCACGACUUAAAAAGCUGUACUUAUUUCUCUUGCUAGUAAUGUAACAUGGCAAACCCUACUACCAUACUAUAACUUAAUUUUCAUUAUUGUACCUAAAUGUACUUUGUUGGAUGACUCAAGCAAUGAUGGACUUUCCAAUCGAUGUUCCCCUACCACACGAUAGAUGGCGUUGUUGACUUUAACGUGAUAAUUACCUAUUUUCUCAUUGCUGGGGUACAGAAUUAUCCAAAAAUAUAUGCCAGAAGCAUAUAUAAAACUAAUUAAUUGUUGCUUGAUAUUUGGAUCACAUUAUGUAUAGAAUGAAGUCGCUACCUAUAUUGCUUCUCUUUAUUUUAACCAGAAUAAUAAUGGGUAAGUUGUUAUUGCACCUUGGUGUAAUAAAAAGGGUCAUCAUUUAUACCCCAAAACAAAGAUAAAAAUGCAUAUGUCUGUAAUCCAAGAAAUUAGAAGUUUAACGAAAGACGAACGAAAAACUUAACAACGCCAUCUAUCGUGUUUUUGGGGAACGUCGAUUGUUAGGUAAGUCUCUCAUUACUUUGUGAAUUCUCGAAUCGAUCUUGGCGGAAUUUAGUGCUUGGAGAAGACUUAUUACGAUGCGGACGCUUGCAAUAUUUGAGUAAUAAAGCACAACUAUAAAACAAUAUGUGAAAUCUGUAUGGAUCGUGCGUCGACCAUAAUAUAGACUAAAGAUGUACGUAAAUAAGUUAUGAAAGGAGAGGAACGGUAAACUUCGGCCGUCUCGUUAACUAUACAGGGUGUUUGUUAAGCCUAGGUUACACAGUGCGAACUGACCGAGUCAGUUAUUGAGGUGCAGCUACUACGCACGUGUGACCGCGUCAUACGAGUUACUGUCUUAUGCGAGUGGGACAGUUGCUCGCGUUCGAGUUACUUCAACAUUUUUUGUUUUUACUCGCUACUUUUCGCCUACCACACCACUCGCCGCUCGGUCGUCAAUUCGCACGAUUUUGCGAAAUGACAGUAGCUCGUACGCUCGGGCCCACGCCGGGUACAGUGUUUCUUGUUUGGGCGACAUGAUACAAACGAAUUAUACCAGCACACUGGUAUAGUAGCUGUCUUCUGCGACGCCAGCAGUUUGGAUAGUGUGACCGUGCGAGGCGAGUCGAGCUACUUUCAUACGAGUACACAGGCACAGUAGCUGUCUAUUGUCACAUCAGCUGCUCGCACUGUGUAACCUAAUCUUUAGUGACACCCUACACCCUGUAUGUAUUGAUUACUGGCAGUGAAUUAUUGAUAAUUUCGAUCUCAGCAAUCGUUAACUAAUAUUUGAUUCAGAUAUUAUUGAGCCAUUUUAAAAAAUAUUUAUUUCUAACACUAAUGUGUUUUAGUUAGAACUUAUAAAACAUGUUGGUUGCUUAGGCUUCCGAAUAUAAUGGGAUGCCCCUAUGAUAUAUGGAGUAUUAUUUAUUUUUUUGUGAAUAAAGCUGAAAAGCUGCUUAAAUGCAAAGUAGAUAUUAUGGUAAGAUAUAUUUUAGGUGAGAGGAGAAUCCGUAAUCUAAAUGCAAUUAUGGAUGAAAUGCAAGUGAGUCUUGGAAAUUCAAAGAUGUUCACAAAGAUUCACAAUAGUCAUUUAAUUAAGCGUUACAUUCUGUGGAAUCAUAAUCAUGAUGUACUUUCGUCACCGUGUACUUAGACGAAGCAUAGUUUAGGCCCCAUUAAAUGGGACUUAAACAUACCUAGCGAGGCGUGUACCUUCUGAUACACCCCCCUCUGCCAAGUAAACGGGUACUGAUUAAGGGGUCUACCAUCAACUAAUAUUUAAACUAGUUACUCGGGCGUUUGAAUGGCUUUGCCAUAAGAGUAACAUAUUUAUUUUGACAGCCUCUAGUGGAUCGCAACAAAACAUCAUGCUAGACCCCUAGACUGCACCGCAGCAAACUAAGUAUACAAUUAUGGUUCUUCCAAUGUUUAAGGUUGUUUACUUAUUGUAUCUUUUACAUAUUAUAAUAUAGGAAAUUAAUUUAAUUGUACUUAUUGUAGAAAUGUAAAUUAUUAACUAUUAUAAAAUAAAACCAAAGUGUUGUUUAAUAUUCAAUAAAUUGUUUAAAUUCUA